GUAGAAUGAUCUAUGUGAAUUCAUCGUAAUAUGAUGAAUAUGAUAUAUAUGAUAAAUAUUCAUUUAUAGGAAAAGGAUUAGUGUUGACUAUGUUUCUGCCCGUAGUAGAAUGGGCGGUUCCUGCUGAGCUAGACUGAAGUCACGUGACUAAGUCAAUUCACAAGGCGGGCGGAGGCCAAGUAGGCUCGCAUUCUGAUAAACUGACUGAUCACUGCAACGUCCGGAACUCGCCUUGACAGCGGCGGAUUGUCCUUAUUUCAGCACAAAGACUUGAUAUUACCAAAAACUACCGACGGAACACGAGACCGGUGUGUUUCAUUUCGUAUUAAAGAAGCAAAUCCUGAUCGAAGUGCUGGGGACAGUUACAUUCAUCGGGAGCACUUGCUUGAUUCAAAAUGGCGGACGAUUAUUAUGGCAGCUUGUCUGCUCAAGAAUUGAAGUAUUUGCAGGUAGAUAGGAACGUUAUAAACGAUCCUACUGCACAGGCAGAAUGGGCAAGCAAGAAGUUAGUCUGGGUUCCCCACGAACAACAUGGAUUUGUGGCAGCGUCGAUCAAGGAGGACCGCGGCGAAGAGGUGGUCGUCGAACUCGACUCUGGAAAACAAGUCCGUGUCGCCAAAGACGAUAUCCAAAAGAUGAACCCACCGAAAUUCAGCAAAGUCGAAGACAUGGCCGAGUUGACAUGUCUCAAUGAAGCGUCUGUAUUACAUAAUUUGAAAGACAGAUAUUACUCUGGUCUUAUAUAUACAUAUUCUGGAUUGUUUUGUGUUGUUGUGAACCCCUACAAAAAGCUCCCAAUCUACUCUGAGAAAGUAAUUGAGCUGUACAAAGGCAAAAAGAGGCAUGAAGUUCCACCACACGUGUAUGCUAUUGCUGACACAGCAUAUCGCAGCAUGCUCCAAGAUCGAGAGGACCAAUCUAUUCUAUGCACAGGUGAAUCUGGUGCAGGUAAGACAGAGAAUACCAAGAAGGUGAUCCAGUACCUGGCAUAUGUAGCCGCAUCUCUCAAGUCAUCAAGGCAGUCCACCUCAACUAUACACAGUAUCCAGCCAGGACACACGACAGAGCAUUGGACUGUUCUUCAAGGCGAGUUAGAGCAGCAGCUUCUUCAAGCCAACCCCAUUUUAGAGGCCUUUGGCAAUGCUAAGACCAUCAAAAAUGACAACUCUUCACGAUUUGGUAAAUUCAUCCGUAUCAACUUUGAUGCAUCAGGUUACAUCUCUGGAGCCAACAUAGAGUCCUAUCUGUUGGAGAAAUCCCGUGUGAUUCACCAGGCAGAAAUCGAGAGGAUGUUCCACAUAGCCUACCAGCUUCUUGCUGGAGCCACACCUGACAUGAGAAAGGAGCUUCUGCUGGAAGACAUCAGAAAGUACCGCUAUAUCACCAAUGGGCCUAACCCUGUGCCAGGGGUGGAUGAUGUGGAGACCUUCAAGGAGACCCUGGAGGCCAUGAACAUCAUGGGGAUGUCUGAGGAAGACAGAUACGCUGUUUUCAGAAUAGUGUCUGCCUGCUUGCACAUGGGCAACAUGCAGUUUAAGAAGGAGAGAAACUCUGAUCAGGCCUCUCUGCCUGAGAACACUGGAACUGGAAGCUCUGAAGAGUGAGUUGGAAGACUCUCUGGACACCACAGCUGCCAUGCAGCAGGUUAGAACAGCCAGAGAGCAAGAGGUGACCUCUCUCAAGAAAUCCCUGGAGGAAGAUCACAAAACCUUUGAACUCCAGAUAGCAGACAUGAGACAGAAACACACCGCCCAGAUAGACCAGCUGCAGGAACAGAUGGAGUCAGCUAGAAGGGCUAAAGCUAAUGUAGACAAAGCUAAGUCCACACUAGAAGCAGAAAACAUAGAUAUGGCCAAUGAGAUCAAACAGCUAUCAACAGCCAGACAAGAAGCGGAAAGGAAGCGUAAGCAGGCAGAGUCUCAGCUCCAAGAGAUCUCGUUGCGUCUUGCCGAGGCAGAACAAGCCCAGGAGGAGCAGGCCUCCAAGCUGUCACAGUUGCAGCAAGAGUCAGAGCAGUCGUCCAGUCAGUUAAUGGAAGCAGACACCAGGGCCUCCCAGCUGUCCAAGCAGGUGGGAUCACUCGAGUCUCAGCUGGCUGAUGCACAGGAACUUCUCAGCGAAGAAACACGCCAGAAGCUGAGCACACAGUCCAGACUGCGUCAAACAGAGGAGGAGAAGGAAAAUCUCCUGGAUCAACUUGAAGAGGAAGAGGAGGCCAAGAAGAACUUGGAGAAACAAGUGGCUCACCUCUCGGCACAGAUGGGCGAGUUGAAGAAGAAGGCAGAAGAGGAUGCUCGUAUAGGAGAAGAAUAUGAGGACUACAAGAAGAGAGUCAACAGAGACACCGAGGCCCUUAGACAGCGUGUGGAUGAACUCACUGCCACCAAUGAUAGGUUGGAGAAAUCAAGGAAGAAGAUGCAGGCUGAGGUUGAGGAUCUCAAUGUGGCCCUGGAGGGACAAAGAGCCACAUACAGCCAGCUGGAGAAGAAGCAGAAGAAGUUUGACCAGAGUUUGGCUGAGGAGAAGGCAGUGUCUGAAAGACUUGGCCUUGAGAAAGAACAGGCUGAGCGUGAGUGCAGGGACAGAGAGACCAAGAUCAUGGGUCUGCAGAGAGAGCUGGAGGAGAUGAGGGACAGAAUGGAGCAGUCUGAACGUCUGCGUCUGCAGCAACAGCGUGAGCUGGAAGAUCUUAUGUCCUCAAAGGAUGAUGUGGGCAAGAAUGUCCAUGACCUGGAGAAGGCCAAGCGUACCCUGGAAGGCCAGGUUGAGGAGCAGCGUAUCCAGAUUGAGGAGUUGGAGGACGAGUUGCAGGCCACAGAGGAUGCCAAGUUGAGACUGGAGGUGAACAUGCAGGCCAUGAAGGCGCAGUUUGACCGAGAUCUGCAGACCAAGGAGGAGCAGGUGGAGGAAGGAAAACGCAGCUUGGUGAAACAGCUGAGAGAGUUGGAGGCUGAGCUUGAGGAUGAACGCAAGCAGAAGACUGCCGCCAGCAAUGCCCGUAAGAAGCUGGAGGGAGACCUGAAGGAUAUGGAACAGCAACUGGACAUGGCUAGCAGACUUAAGGAAGAUGCUGUCAAACAACUCAGAAAAUUCCAGGGCCAGAUGAAGGACUACCAGCGCGAGCUUGACGAGGCCAACCACCAGAAGGAUGAGGCUCUGUUGGCUUCCAAAGAAAAUGAGAAGAAACUGAAGGCCCUAGAGGCAGAGGUUAUCCAGCUCCAGGAGGAACUGUCUUCAAGCGAGAGAAACCGCAAGCAGGCACAGGCAGAGAGAGACGAACUCCAGGAUGAGAUCAAUAACAGUGCUAACAGCAAGAGUGCCUUACUCGAUGACAAGAAGCGUUUGGAGGCCAGAAUUGCUCAGUUGGAGGAAGAAUUAGAGGAGGAACAGAGCAACAUGGAGAUCUUAGUGGACAAGGCUAGGAAGAAUGGGGUACAGAUCGAGCAGUUGACCACUGAGCUGGCUGCAGAGAGAUCAUCCACUCAGAAAUUGGAGAAUGCCCGGAUGUUGCUGGAGAGACAAAAUAAGGAGCUGAAGGCCAAGCUCCAGGAGCUUGAGGAGGUCACAAAGACCAGGAACAAGGCCACCAUUGCCGCUCUAGAGAGCAAGAUUGCCAGCAUGGAGGAGAACCUGGAGACUGAAGCCAGAGACCGACAGGCCCUUGCCAAGUCCAACCGUCGCCUGGAGAAGAAGCUGAAGGAAAUGGUGAUGCAGGUGGAGGAUGAGCGCAGACAUGCUGACCAGUACAAAGAUCAGGUGGAGAAGACAAACUCUCGCGUGAAGCAACUGAAGCGACAGUUGGAUGAGGCAGAAGAGGAAGUGACAAGGCUGAACGCAAAGAGCAGGAAACUCCAGAGGGAACUGGACGAGCAGAAUGAACAGAAUGAGGUCAUGACCCGAGAGGUCACUUCACUCAAAUCUAAAAUGAGGAAAGGCCUUGACAAAGUGGAUGCUGAUUCAGACGAGGAGGGCUUGAUAGGGAAUCGAGGACGACAGCACGAUCCAGUCUCCUAAGCUCAUACAGGACCAGCACAGUGCCAUCUACAGCUUCUACUGGGGACAGCGAGGAUGAGAAAGAUGAACAAACAUCACAGGUGGAGGGUAACGGAAU
Lingula anatina is the source of this 4111-nucleotide messenger RNA. RefSeq lists its product as uncharacterized. NCBI's taxonomy places the organism in Eukaryota, Metazoa, Brachiopoda, Lingulata, Lingulida, Lingulidae. The record is from RefSeq and is a predicted model, not a curated record. Gene Ontology annotation, cellular component: myosin filament; cytoplasm; myosin II complex. Gene Ontology annotation, molecular function: actin filament binding; ATP binding; microfilament motor activity.